This is a messenger RNA of Drosophila obscura, 514 nucleotides long. RefSeq lists its product as uncharacterized. Bases 167 to 490 code for a protein of 107 amino acids. The transcript has 2 exons. The record is from RefSeq and is a predicted model, not a curated record. Lineage: Eukaryota; Metazoa; Arthropoda; Insecta; Diptera; Drosophilidae.
GCAGCAGCAGCAGCAACACAAUGGGUGGCAGCAGCAGCGUCAGCAGCAGUGGUAUUGGCAGCACUUUUAUUGGCAGCAAGAGCGACAAAAUCAAUGGCAGCAGCAGCAGCAGCAGCUGCAGGAGCAGCAACACCACCAGGGACACCAGCAAUACCAGGAACACCAGAUGCAGGAUCAGGGACAGUGGCGUAGGCAGUGCAUCCAGAGAUCGAGGUCGAGAUGGAACCACCACCCACCGCCGUAUACAAAUAACCAAACUUCAGAUGCUAUAAUGACGUUCGAUGCGUUCCCGCACGGGCAGAAAGAUUUAAUAAUGCGAUGCAGGCAAGAAGAAGCCACCGCCAGCGCCAACUGGAAGCCGCCAGCGCAGUACAAGACCCUAGCAGAGACACUCGCAAGUAUGGAAGAACCUUUCAGUGAACCGACAGAGGAAAUUCUGAAUCUGAGCAGACAAAAUUUUCCACCGUUGCCAAAACCGCAGAAUCGUUGAUAGAUAUAACAGACCGAAUUCUAU